Molecule: messenger RNA, 579 nt
Organism: Glarea lozoyensis ATCC 20868
Lineage: Eukaryota; Fungi; Ascomycota; Leotiomycetes; Helotiales; Helotiaceae
Exons: 2
Coding region: 1-579 (192 amino acids)
Source: RefSeq, a predicted model, not a curated record
AUGCAUCCAACCACCAUCCUCCUCUCAGCCCUAACCCUCCUCACCCCAACCACCGCAACCCUCUUCACCCUCCUAGCCUCCCAACCCGGGAACCCCCUCAAUGGCAAACCCAUAAACGCAGCAGGCGGCUCCUUCUACAUCGGCCUCCCCCUCCCAUCAACAUACUGUCCACCCGAAAACAAACCCAACUGUCCAACCGGCUUCGCCACAGUCUUCGCCAACACCCCAGAUACCCUCUGGGUCGAAGUCCCCGGCGGCCAGUCCACCUACAUCCUCCCCACGGGCGAAAUCCGCUACGCCGCCGCACACUCCACCUUCGUCCCGCCGGGCGCCUACCAAGGCGGCUGGCUCAACGUCACCGUCUUCGAUCUCGAGCCGCAGCCCAUCAAGCUCGCUGGGUGGUUUCCGUGGCCGGCGCCGGGCCAGGGCGGCAUCACCGCGUGUCCGACGCCCAGCGAGGGCGUGUAUCUGAUUAACGCGAAGACCCCCGGGUUUACGAGGACGGAUUGUGUGGAUUUGUUGGGGCUGAAGCCGGCGAUGCAGGUUGAGGGGGAGUUUGGGGCGUGGAGUUAUACGUAG